This is a messenger RNA of Paramecium octaurelia, 417 nucleotides long. The record is from the annotation of a GenBank genome assembly. Lineage: Eukaryota; Ciliophora; Oligohymenophorea; Peniculida; Parameciidae.
AUGUUAAAAAGCUUUGAAUAGAAAAUAAUAUCUAUUUUUCAAAGUCAGAAUUAAAUAAGGACAAUCAAAAUUAGAGAAUUCAAAAUAAUUUAGGGGAUUCAUUACACAUUAUUAGAUAGAAUAAAAAGGAAUGUUUCAUUUAAUCAUAUUAAGAGGAUUCUUUAAAUUAUUAAUUAGAUCAACGAAGUACUUUUGAAAUAAUUGAAAUAGGGAUACAUAUUCGAAUUAUGUUGUUAGAAAUCGAACUAAAUUUUCAAAAUAUAGAGGAAUUAGUUAAAAAGAAACUAACGUUUGAUAUUCUUCUAAUACUUUACUCAAAUAUAUCUAAUUAAGAAUUUAAAUAUAUUGUUCCAACAUAGUAAAUUUAUGUGUGUAAGGCAAAACCUAUACUUGAAUUAGUCAAUAACUUUGUAAUGA